ACGCAGUGCAGUGAGAAGAAGUGCGCCCUCUCUUGAUGUCUCAAACGCGCUCUUUUCAAGAAGAAUAUGCAGAGUCAAUAAUAAUAUCAUGUUUUUCUGCACUUGGAAAGUUCAAGUUCAGGAAAUGUAAAUUGACAAAACUAUCGCAUGAGCAUACAGAGCUCGCACUUUGAAUGUAUUCAGCCUUGAAAUGGAAGCUGUAACCGUGAGGCAAUUGCCUACCAAGAAUUUGAGAGUCAGACUGACUGGCAUGACAGAGGACCAGCAUAUGAACUCCGACCCCAUCAACCCUCAUGAAUUAUGCAUGAUUGAUGCCGGAGUCCGUAACCUGAGUAGUCUGCGUCUGGCAUCCAGUCUCCACACGCUCAACCUCCAUUGCAAUCAGAUCAGCACCAUCGACGGACUGACUGGUCUGCAGCAUCUUCAACACCUGGACCUCUCGUCCAAUCAGAUUGCUCGUAUCGAAGGCUUGGAGGCACUGACUGGACUUCGGACGCUGAAUUUGUCUUGUAACAAGAUCAAGGUUGUGACAGGUCUCGGAAGUUUAAGGUCUAUGAAGAGACUUAACCUGUCCUACAACAUCAUCACGGACCUCCGUGGUCUGGUGGCCCUCCACGGUUCCCAGUCAAGCCUCACACACCUGGAGUUGCAAGGGAACCAGCUAGAUUCGGUCGAUCACAUCGUUGAGUGUGUGAGCGGACUGGAGCACCUAAUAGAGCUUGUGUUAGCGCAGGAUGCGGAAGAUAACCCUGUGUGUCGUCAGCCAGGGUACCGUAUGGCCAUGCUGCACUCCCUACCCAGGCUUCAAGUAUUAGAUGGUAUAAAUAGACAAGGACAGCGCAUAACCACAGACAACGUACUGGCUGAUAUACCAGGAUUAGACCAGUACCUGGAAUACCUUCUCAGCUCAGAUUCUACCACCGGAAAUGCCCAGGAACCAGCAGUGAAUCUGGUGACACCGAGAAUCGAUCAGAUGCUGGACCGGUUCCGCCAGCGAGCUGUAAUGUCAUCGGGGACAACCACCACUACCACCACCACGGACACUGACACCAGACAUGGAGUCAACAUCACAAUGAUGAGACAGGGUGGUAGAAGGGUUGGCGCCACAGACCAUGAAAAGCGGCUGGAGCAACUAGAGAAGCAGCUGGCCGACAUCAUGACCAGAAGACCGGAGCCUAGGAGUGAUGUGAGCCACGGCGCUCCAACGAGUCCGCGCGGUCACAGAGAUGACGAGACGACCAACAGACAGAGAUCACACAGGUCGAGGAAGCCUAAGAGAGACACAGAUCAAACUGAUGAGAGCGACGGGGACAGCCGCGGGUCGUCCAUGGGAGCCGCCAUCAAGCAGAGGGCCAAGGGAGCUAAGGCACCCAACGUCAGGCAGACACGGGCCUCGGAAGGAAGACGACAAAAACUGGAAAGCCAGCAGCUAAUCAGGUACACAGCACAAACAAUGACGGAAUCAAUUGUGAUAUUUCAGCUUCAGUCUGUCUGCUGUUGGUCUGUAGAAAGGACACGUCCUCAGCAACAAGCCAAGUCAGUCAUUAGCACUAGCACAGGGUCACCGCCUAGUGGCUCAGAGGUCAGAGGUCACCCUCGCCGUGCUCAGAGAGUUGUCCAGACUACGGCAGAACAAGACGCUGACAAACUGGCCUUGAUGCAGGAGUUGGACAGUGAACGAGAGAGGAGAUGGAAGGCCGAGCAAGCAGCGAUCCGAUUGGCUGAUCACAUCAAAGAACUGCAGGCAAAAACAAAUGAAGAGCGUGAGCUACAAGAUGUUGCUAUCCUUGCCAGCACCAGACUAAAGCAAGCACUAAUGAAUGAGAAGGAGUCUAGAAUCAGACUGGAGGGCCACAUGGAGGAGUGCCAGGCUAAGUUGGAUGACCUCACUUCCAAGUUGGCCGCCUCUCAGAAAGCCGAGGAGGAGCAGAGACGAGCUCUGAGAGCCAUGGAGACAACAUCGGCCAAGAUGGAGACGGAGAGACUGAACCAGCAUGCUCAUGAAGUCAAGAAAACUCAGGAAUAUCAGAUGAGAGCAGCCGCCAUGGGCCGGGAGGUGGACCUGGUGAAAGCUCAGUGUAAACAACAAGAAGGAAAGAUACAACAACUGCAGGAACUGCUGGCCGGCAGAGAACAGGAACAUAGGCAGCAGCUGAAUGACUUGUAUCGUCUAGACAGCAAGGAACUCAAAGAUGUGAUCAGCAAUGAGAUAUCCAAAGAACAGUCGAGACACGAACAGGAGCAUAGGUUGUACAAAGAACGCAUUGAUGCGUUGACGAGACAGUAUUCCGAGUUGGAGGAUGAAUUUCGUCUGGCUCUCCAGAUGGAAGCACAUAGAUUUCAUGAGCUCCAGGAUGCCUUUGAGAGAGUCAGCCACGAGUCGUCUGCAGCCAAGCAAGCCCUCGGAGCUAUGACAGACAAGGAGAAGAGAUCAUCCACCAUAGUAGCUGAACUGACCGCUAUGGUAAAGGAACAGAAGGGUCGAAUAUCGGAGCUGUCCAAAUCUAAACACGAGACAGUGGCAACAUCCAAGGAGCGUAUCCAGACAUUAGAAUCCAAGCUGGAGGAAGCCAGGAGGACCCAGCUCCAGUAUGAAGCCCUCCGGCAAGAGAAGAGCCGACUGACGGCCCAGCUGGUGGCCCAGGAGUCGGUCAUCGAGGGGCUGAAGGCGGAGAGGAAACUGUGGAGUCAGGAGCUGGCUCAGCAAGGUUCGUCCCUGGCUCAGGACAGAGGGAGACUGGAGGCACGUAUCGAGGCCUUGAUGGCCGAGGCGGACUCCUUGAGGAAGCAGUCUGAGAGAGACAACGACGCCUUGAAGAUCAAGACCAAGAUGCUAGACGAUCAGACGGAUACCAUCAGGAAACUCAAAGAGGGUCUUGUUGAACGGGACGGUGAGAUCAAGCAGGCGAGAGAGGAAUCGUUGAGCCACCAGCGUCGUCUGGAGGAACAGCUGGCCAGCGAGCAGUCCGUCAACCAAGACACCAUGGAGGAGGUUGAGAGACUGAGGGAACGGAAAGAGGAACUGAAGGGCCAAGUAGCUGAGCUGGGGGCGGAGCUUGAAGACAGCAGGAGGGCGUACAGAUCUCUGGACAACAAGUGGAAGGAGAAGGGAGAUUUGAUUGGUCAGUUGGAGACCCAGGUCCGGCAGGUCAAGCAGAACUUUGACACCAAGGAGACCAAGCUGAAAGAGGAGAGAGAUAAAGCCGUCCAGGCCGAAAAAGCUGCAGUGGAGAGGUUACACCGAGCCGACGAUGCCUUCGCCAAGCAACUGGAGGCAGUUAAGAGACAUCACGAAGGAGAGAGGGAUGAGAUGAACUUGGAGAGACAGAAGGAGAUUGAUGCAGCUAACCAGAGGGUAAUUGAGGUUGAGAAUGAGAUGCGUCUUCUCCUGUCCGAGACGGAGACUCAAAAGCGAGUCAUGGAGGACAAAUUGAAGAGACUCACGAGUGCCUUCAGUGAUCUGACUCAGGGACUCACAUGAUGAGUCUUCUCCUGUCCGAGACGGAGACUCAAAAGCGAGUCAUGGAGGACAAAUUGAAGAAACUCACGAGUGCCUUCAGUGAUCUGACUCAGAGACCCACAUGAUGUGUCUUCUCCGGUCAGGGACCGAGACUCAAAAGCGAGUCAUGGUGGACAAAUUGAGGAGACUCACGAGUGCCUUCAACAAUCUGACUCAGAGACUCACAUGAUGCGUCUUCUUCCGUCGGGGAGCGAGACUCAAAAGCGAGUCAUGGAGGACAAAUUGAAGAGACUCUUUGAGUGCCUUCAGUGAUCUGACUCAGGAACUCACAUGAAGCGUCUUCUGUCCGAGACGGAGACUCCAAAGUGAGACAUGGAGGACAAAUUGAAGAGACUCACGAGUGCCUUCAAGGCUUCAAUGAUCUAAUUCGGGGACACAGACUCACACGAUUUGGAAAGAUUCAUUCCUUGAUAACGUAAGCCUGUAAAAUUUAGAAGUAUGUCAAAUUCUUUCAUACAAAAUCCCUUUUUUUCAAAAUGAAAUGAAAAACCUUAAUUAAACAUUUUAAGACAAAAUUUCGAUGAAUAUUUUGGGUGAAAUCAAUUCAAAAUUGUUGUUUUUCUAUAAACAAAGUGAUGAAUUUUGCCAAAAUCUUCAAAA
Patiria miniata (bat star) is the source of this 4120-nucleotide messenger RNA. RefSeq names its product leucine-rich repeat and coiled-coil domain-containing protein 1-like (gene lrrcc1). The coding region runs from base 191 to 3481 and encodes 1096 amino acids. The record is from RefSeq and is a predicted model, not a curated record. Lineage: Eukaryota; Metazoa; Echinodermata; Asteroidea; Valvatida; Asterinidae. Gene Ontology annotation, molecular function: protein binding. The transcript has 23 exons. Gene Ontology annotation, cellular component: cytoplasm.